AUGCGCUCUUGGCGGCUGAGUAGUACAGCAUAUUGUCUCGCUACACUCUUCUUUGAUAACUUUGCUCUCGCAGUAGCACCGGUAGUUGGCGGCGAGGUAUGCGGGAAAGCUUGCCGACAGACAUUCCGGACAUUGGGAUUCUCGGAUGCUCCUGACGGGGUCUUUUUCGCAGUACAAGAGUGUACUAGCCGUUUAUAUCAGCAAUCAGUCCAUCUCUGCUGGGAAAUUUACUGCUCCGAAGAUGUUUGGGUUUUGGAGUCAAGAGGAAUCAACCAAACAUGUCAGGAGAUUGACGGCUCACAAUUUCCAACGCACGAUAUCAUUGCUGGAUUUACAGAUGAAGAUGUAGUCCAGAUUGCCAGGUUCAACGCGACAAGCCCAGACCGUGUACAUCCCCUUGAUCAGUUGAUGUUGCCAUCACGAGCCUUUUACGAUCUUUGGGGCCGAACGCUGGACGCACAUGAUUAUAUAUGGGAUAAGCAUUAUUAUUACGGUUGGGCAAUGGGAAUCUUUUGGGCAGUGGUUGUCGCAGUCGGAGUUUUAAAUCGAGCGCUCAUGCAAUGGGAGGCUUGUAGACCUCGAGCGUUUAGGACCCAGCAACGAACAGACGUUUGGUUCAAGCGCCACAUUCUUGCGCCAGCGACGUUUGGCCGGCGUUGCGUCCAAGACUUUGGAGGCUGGGGUACUUUGCCUCCACGUGUGCAGACAUUGACUCUGACGCUGUUUGUGCUCAUCAACAUAGUGUGCGCCGUGCAUGGGUAUAGGUUCUUUGAGGGUUACGGCUAUUAUCCGACUAUAGGAAUGCAAAUCCUCCGGCACGUCUCUGAUAGAACGGGCAUUAUUUCAUUUGCCAACUUUCCCCUCAUCUGGCUUUUUGGAAUGAGAAAUAACGUGGUCAUCUGGCUGACAGGCUGGGAUUUCAAAACAUACAACAAUUUUCACCGCUGGGUCGGUCGGCUUGCCGCCCUGCAAGCCAUCAUCCACUCAGUGGGGUACACGGCCCUUAUUCUACAAAGGGGCGGUUGGGAUUACUUCUGGCGGAUGUGCAAUAUGACGUACUGGUGGACUGGGGAGCUGGCAACAAUUUUCAUGUGUUCUCUUGUCGGCCUAUCAGUUUAUUGGCUUCGGCGUAGGCAGCAUGUGUCAAUAUUCAAAGGCGAUUAUGAUGCUCUCGUGUGGAUUCCGGUCAUGAUAUGGGUACUGGACCGGGUUGUACGCGGCGCGCGGAUCGUCGCUUUUAGCCCACAGUUCUGGAAUGCAAAGGCCCGGAUUUCCUACAACGAGGAUGCACAUAUGAUUCGUAUGGUCGUCCCAGUGUCAUCCAGUUUGUACAGCAUAGAGCCUGGGACAUUUUACUAUCUCAUGGUGCUCAACAAAUGGAACUUUUGGGAGAGCCACCCAUUCACCGUAGCAUCGGUGUCAAAGGUUGCUCGGUGCGACGCAGAAUCCCUGAACGAGCACUCGCCCUUGUUGAACUACUCAUCAACUGUCUCUGAAGAAAUGAGAUGCUGGUCGGGAAAGUCUGAACAAGAAAUGACCUUUUUGAUCCGGCCUUAUGAUAGCUUCACUUUGCGCUUGAAAGAGUAUGCGGACGCCCAGCGGCCAAAGCCAGCUACAGUACGAGUGGCUAUUGACGGUCCUUAUGGGAAGCCUCUACACUUAGAACGGUUCUGUAAGGUGCUUUUUAUAGUUGGUGGCAGUGGAAUUGCUGUCCCACUCUCGUAUCUUGACAGGCUUACAAGGUCUCAGAGCCGGCCAAAACUGAUCCAUAUUCACUGGGCAGUACGUCAGUGUGCUCUGGCAAUUGACGUACUUGGUCAUGAGCUCAAUAGUUCAUUCAACAGUGGACAAGUCAAGAUCAACAUCUACGUGACUAGUGUUGAUAGCAGAAGGACUGAAGAUGAGGACAUCUGCCGCCUUGCAGAGUGGAAGUUUAAACGGUUAAAUGUUGAAGAAGUUAUAGAGGGUGCCCUUAAUACCGGAGAGGAAGAGAGCCUUGCGGUAGUCACAAGCGGCCCGGCCAGGAUGGCCGACGAGAGUAGAUAUGCAGUAGCAGCCAGGGUGGUGCAUUCUUCACCCUAUAUCGAGUAUUUUGAGGAGAGUUUUCAGUGGUAG
This is a messenger RNA of Clonostachys rhizophaga, 2115 nucleotides long. The record is from the annotation of a GenBank genome assembly. NCBI's taxonomy places the organism in Eukaryota, Fungi, Ascomycota, Sordariomycetes, Hypocreales, Bionectriaceae.